Perca flavescens (yellow perch) is the source of this 2596-nucleotide messenger RNA. RefSeq names its product arrestin domain-containing protein 3. The transcript has 6 exons. The record is from RefSeq and is a predicted model, not a curated record. Gene Ontology annotation, biological process: protein transport. Gene Ontology annotation, cellular component: plasma membrane; cytoplasm. NCBI's taxonomy places the organism in Eukaryota, Metazoa, Chordata, Actinopteri, Perciformes, Percidae. Bases 205 to 1707 code for a protein of 500 amino acids.
GUCCGCACCUGUCAACCCACAGUCUCUCCUUUGUACACUAGAUGGCAGUAGAGAUCUUUGAGCAGACUUUCUUAUAGGCGUGUCUUCAAGACAGGCUGUGGUGGUCAUGGCUGUAUUAAGGGAACGGUGGUGGUCUUCUAGUUUUCCCACAGUUCAGAUGGUAGGCUGUUUAUUGAUUUAACCAGUGCAUUUUAAUUUACGACAAUGCCGGCGAUUGAAAGCUUAACGAUGACUUACGACGCGCUGAAUGAGUACGGGACGUUUUCAGAGGGAGACACUCUCUCUGGAAAAGUAACGCUGGCCUUGUCAAAGGACACCACAGUUGAAAGCCUGUUUGUCAAAGCUAAAGGAGACGCUGAUGUACGUUGGACGAAAAAGGUCGGCGAUCGCAACCGUACAUACUCUGCACACAAGAGAUAUUUCAAGCUGAAGCAGUUUUUGAUCCCAGAGAACUCCAAUGAAACUCUAGUUCCCCAAGGAACCCAUGUCUAUACAUUCAGCUUUACCAUACCACCAGGAAGCAGCCCUUCAUCCUUCAAGGGGAGUCAUGGAAAGAUUGUCUACAAGCUGGAAGCCAAGCUGUCCAGGAGCUGGAGGCUUAACCGUACAGUAGAAACAGACAUACAUUUUGUCUCCAAGGCCUUUCCAAACCUUCAUUCUCUGGUGUCACGCCAAGUUGGUUCAACAAAGAAAGACAUGGGGCUUUUCUCAAAAGGACAUGCACACAUGGAUGUCACUGUUGACAGGAAAGCCUAUGCCCAAGGUGAAACAAUUGUGAUUGUUGCGAAAAUCGACAACUCCUCAUCCAGUGAGAUGAUACCCAAAUUCAGUUUAAUCAAGGAUGUGGUGUACCGUGCCAAUGGCCAUACCAAUCUUGAGAGCAGCGUUAUCCAGAAAGUGGUAGACAACUGUAUUAAAUCCCGAACACAGAGGGAUGUUAGGUGUGCAAUCAAGAUUCCUCGUGAUCAGACGCCAACAAUCCAGAAUUGUGAUAUUAUCUCAGUGGAAUACCAUUUAAAGGCGUAUCUGGACAUCAGCUUUGCUUUCGAUCCAGAGGUCAUUUUCCCAGUGGUCAUUAUUCCUCAAGACUUAUCUCCUGUGUCUAUGGGUCCCUAUCCAGCUGGGGCUAUUGGGGGCCCGAGUGUCAGCGACUUCCCUCCCCCUGUGGUGUCUAUGGGUCCCUAUCCAGCUGGGGCUGUUUGGGGCCAGAGUGUCAGCGACUUCCCUCCCCCUGUGGUGUCUAUGGGUCCUUAUCCUGUAUCCCUAAGGUCAGGGAGUUAUGGAUACCCAGGAGCCCAAAUGUCCUCGGCACCACCACAAGUGCACCCAGAUAAUCCACCGGCGUAUCCUGGUCCACCAGGUGUGUACCCUGCUCAGCCGGCACACAUUAAUGGGGGCUACAAUAACCCAGUGCCACCGCUGGCUGCUCUGUAUGGAUCUCCAUUUUCUUCUUCAUCAUCGUCUUCUGUGCUUCACCCGCCGCUUACUGCCCUAACAUUUCAACCACCCCCACCUGCCCCAGAGCUCCACCCAUCCCCUCCUCCUCCUCCUCAACCCUUCAACACAUCUCCAACUGCUCCGACAUACACCCUGCUGCCUUCUGCACCAAUGAUGAACACCGACUUCCUGUCUCAAUCGGACGAAGCUCCUCCAGCAUAUUCACUCCUUUUCCCAUCUUCUGCUACUGACAGAUCUGUUGCAAAAUAAUAGAACGUAUGCAUUGCUUAACGACUGAAUCAGUUCAUGAAUUAUGAUGUAAAAUUCUAAUGCUUAGGAUAGUUUGGAAUGUGAAAUCCAUUUACCUAUAUUGUGUCUUUAACACUUUAUUAGUGUUGAAUUAAAAGUCUGAAUUUGAAAUAUGAAUGGCACUAGUGCCAUAUUUACUGUUUGUAUGUAAACAGUUGCAUACGAAAAUAGGACUUUUGCAUUGUGAUGGCUGUUUUCUGGUCAGUUCAGGUUGCUAGUUGGCUUUGUCUAGCUGCUAACAUAAUCACUCAAACCUUAAUCAUCAGGAUACACUGUGUAGCCCAAGUUUUGUAGCAAAAGGCUUGUUGAGGCAGUUUUCAUGUCUGUCUUGGACUAUGGUGAUGUGAUUUAUAGACCUCCAUCAUCUUCAACUCUUAAAUCUUUGGACUCAGUCUAUCACUCCGCCUUAAGAUUCAUAACCGGUCAUGUCUAUGGUAAACAUCAUUGUAUUUUUUUAUUUUUUAUUUAUAUAUUUACAUUUUUUAUAUAUUUAAAUAUGAAAAUGGUAUCUGGUAUCUCUUUAUCAAUAAGACUUGAAUUGGAAAACUGCCAUCUUACCUUACAGAACUUCUCUGUUACUCAGAGGGACAUUAUCAGACUCACUCCGCUAACUGGCUUUUACUUCAUGUUCCACGAGCUCGGUCUGAACUUGGAAACACUGCUUUUAGUUUUAGUGCACCUGACUCCUGGAACAAAUUACAACACUUUCUUAAAAUCAACUCAAUUGUGCCUCUUGGACAAUCUAGAAAUCUGGUUCCAAACUUAUUCUUGUAACUGCUUUACAUAAUUGUAUUUUCUUUUGCAUCCCUAUUAUCCUAAUGUAGUUAUUAAAUAAUUUUCCAAUUCUGUA